Messenger RNA from Exophiala oligosperma, 2220 nucleotides. RefSeq lists its product as uncharacterized. Bases 1 to 2220 code for a protein of 739 amino acids. The record is from RefSeq and is a predicted model, not a curated record. NCBI's taxonomy places the organism in Eukaryota, Fungi, Ascomycota, Eurotiomycetes, Chaetothyriales, Herpotrichiellaceae. Gene Ontology annotation, cellular component: nucleus. The transcript has a single exon.
AUGAAAACUAUGGGAAAGUUACCAUCCUAUCUAGGAAGAAUGUUUGAUCAAUUAUGUAUGGACGGAGAGGUUACCGAGGAUAUUAUGAAUUUUGUCAAGGGAUUGGACCGUAACGAUGAUGUUGAUAAUGAGGAUAAUGAGGACGACGACGACGACUACAACACACCCAUACAAACGUUGAGAGAAAUUAGGGCCCUACCCACUCGACCUCUACAACAUGCAAGUUUGUUAUUGGCUCGUCAUGGUCUCACCCGGAAAAUGGCACAACUGGAUGACGGACUGUGUCCGAACUUGAUCUUGCAGAGGGCCGAGGUCUAUGAAGCGUUGGGGUACAGUGAACUCGCUUUAGCUGAUGCCUAUGUUUCUUACACUCUUUGUGAGGUCGUUCUGGAAGGUGGGCAUGUUUCGGAUCUUGAACCGGUCACAGAAUCCGGAGAGAGGUGGCCGCCUAGGAUCGACACUACUGACACAAACACCGAACAUGGGACCGACGAUGAGGGUGAAGAUGAGGAGGAGGAGGAGGACGACGACGACGACGAUGAUGAUGACGAACCGUUGACCGACGACCAGAAAGACUUAGUCUUGAAACACAAAUAUCAUAGUUUGAUAUUAUUAUCUCGAGCAGCAUUAUUGUUGGGAUGUCAAUAUCAAUCGAAAGUUUGGAUUGAUGAAUUGGUAACCAUCAAGGGUUGUUUACACGUCAGUGACGGUGAGACUGCAACAACAAACACACACGAGGAUGGCAAUGCAGAAGUCACUACCGCCGUUGAAAGCUCAAGUUCAAACUCAAGCUCAACAACGAAGCCAGAUACAAUGGUCAGUGAUUUUUGUAAUUUCUGGUCGGUUUGUCAAGGCGAAGGUGAUAGGUUUCGAAAGGCAGUCAGUGACGUACGAAGAAAUGGAGACAAGACAAAAAUGUUUGGAUCAAGCCAAAGGGUCGUGUAUCCUUGGAAUGAGAUGGAACCGGAUCGAAUGAGCAAGGAGAGUCUAGGGGAGAUUAAUGCCAGGUUGAAAGAGGUGGCUCCUGAUCUGGAAGUGGAAAUUUCAGUCCUGCCCAAUCUAUUGACGACUGAGACGAAUGAGACAAACGAGACGAACGAUGUUGGAUCUCAUAGAUCGACAACAAACACGAAUGGUAGUUCAGCAACAACAACUACAAACGGCGACUCGACAACAAAAGCAGAAGGAUCAUCACAAUUGGGUCUUUACGCUAAAAAAGAUCUCAGUCCCAACUCGACAAUACUCCAAGAAAGAUCGACCAUCACAGCCAUACGACCUCACGGGGAAGCUCUAUGUGACGCCUGCGCUGCGGAUAUGGAAACCAUACCACAUGACCAAAGACGGUAUUGUGACGGGUGUAAUCUUCCAUUCUGUUCGGACGAGUGUCAUGACCUAGCGACCCGAAACUACCACAGACAAAACGUAAACGACGAGGAAAAUGACGAAGGUUAUCCACCUGCCGAGACUCCAUUCUGUCCAGGGUCGAGUGGUAACGAGGAUAUACAUACUCUCGGAAGGGCAGAAAGCUCGACAACCCCCGAAUGGGAUUUGUAUUUCUUGUUGUUGUCCAGGACGAUGCAGACGGCAGAAACACAAGCUAAACAUCCACUGGAUCUAUUCGAGAUCAAGUAUCUCUGGGGUGAUUUUAGUCCGGCGCUUUUUGGGACGGGUGGUGAUGCGACGUCGGACAGCAAAUCAGGUCAAACUACACCCUGGACACUCCCUUACAGUGUCAGGCAUCAUGUCGAGUUGCCGCUCCAGUGGUUCGAGGUGUUGAUGCAUUCGCGCGAGGGUUGUCGUCCGUACAGCAAGCACUGGUUGGAAAGGUACGAUUGGUGGAUCGUCCAGACGUUGUUUGCAAAGUUCAGAGGGGUCGCCGAUGCGCAGCAGAGUACCUGGACCGGCAAGCCCGAGGUGGCCGCCGUGCAUCCGUUGUGGUGUUUGGCGAAUCACAGUUGCAACCCCAACGUCACGUGGAAGAGUUCGGGGGUGAGGAACUUGACAGCCGUGCAAGAACGGGCGUGGAGGGACAUGGAUGCGACAGACACGGAAACGGAGUGGAAGGGGAUCAAGGCCGGGGAGGAGAUUUGGAAUCAUUACACGGAUGUUCAAGAGAAGGAUCACAGGGAGAGACGAGCUAGGUUGCAGGGUGUAUUGGGAGGUGAUUGCAGGUGCGAGAGGUGUCUCGCCGAGGAGGCGACGGCGAGGGCGGCGUCGUGA